This is a messenger RNA of Schistosoma intercalatum, 1732 nucleotides long. The record is from the annotation of a GenBank genome assembly. NCBI's taxonomy places the organism in Eukaryota, Metazoa, Platyhelminthes, Trematoda, Strigeidida, Schistosomatidae.
AAAAGAACGAAUGAAGAGAAAAUGCUCAGAAAGACAUGGUUCCGCAAAAAUACUGACAAAUGAAGAAGUUGAUGUGCUACAAAGUCUACACAAGGUCAGGUACGGAAAACGGCCUUGAACGAAGUAGAAACCGCUUAACGAGUGCACGUAUCUACAAUCAGUGGGUCACCGGUGACUUCAGAUUUCAAUGAACAACUGCAUCUCUGUGCCAAUGUGGUAUGGCAACUCGAACUGAUGUACGUACAUAUGAAGUUCUACGUUGUUACUGACUGACUGAACAAGGUGGUCUGGGGCACUGUUAGAGGUAUAAGGGUGGUUGUGACUUCUCGGCUGCUCACACCGUGGAAGAAUAUCUCUUAAGUGACCUGCAAAAGAAGCUGGAUUAGUGGUUGUUCCAACGACUUGGGAACGUCGCUGCAGAGUCCAAAUUACAAGUGCUUGAGAUGGGUUUAACUAAAAGAAUUGUGUCUCCAGCCGAUUUACGUCAGUGGACUUCUUCUAUCGCUUGUAAUGAGAUUCUUAACCUAAUAAAUAGUGUCAAUAGUAAAUUGGUCUCUCGUCCAAUCCAGGAUAAUUUGAAAUCUUCUAAGGCCAUAAUGUUGGUAUGUGAAAUGCUUGACAAGUUACAGCAAGCAAUUAAAGAUUACCCACCUGAAGAGCAGCCGCAGAGAUUUGGAAAUAAAGCAUUUAGGCGAUGGUUUACAUGGUUACAAGAGAAUGCCAUUGAAAUUGGUUCAACUAUUUUUCAUGAUCAUGGUACCACAGAUUUCACUGAUCCACCAAUGUUAUACACCGAAGCAGUUGACGAAGUUUCUGGUUAUCUAGUUGAAUCAUUUGGAAAUUCAACACGUAUCGAUUACGGGACUGGUCAUGAAUUGGCUUUCUUAGCGUUUUUAACUUGUCUUUUCAAACUGAACAUUCUAAAAACACAAACUGAUUCUGGUGCAUCAACUAUAAAUGAUCUCCUAGCUGUUGGGCUUGUUGUAAUGCCAAAGUAUCUAGUAUUAGUUCGUCUGUUACAAACAACAUAUCGUAUGGAGCCAGCUGGCUCUCAUGGUGUAUGGUGUUUGGAUGAUUUUCAAUUUGUACCUUUCAUUUGGGGCAGUAGUCAAUUGAUUGGCAGUCAGCACAAUCCUACCGUGAUAACAGAUCGUGAUGUUGUUGAAUUGGAAAAAGAUAAAUACCUUUUAUUUUCAUGUAUUUCUUAUAUUCAUCAUUGUAAAACUGGUCCAUUUGAAGAACAUUCACAUACGUUGUAUGGAAUAAGUGAAGUACCGAAAUGGGAAAAAGUUAAUUCUGGUUUAAUUAAAAUGUAUAAAGGUGAAGUUUUAGAAAAAUUUCCAGUCGUUCAACAUUUUCUAUUCGGUAGUUUAUUAUCAUUUGAUAGAGUACAAAAUAGUAAACCUUUGGGUGGUAGUGGAAUAAAUAUUGGUGGAGGUUUUAGUCAACGAGGAUUUAUUCCUUCAAAUAUUGAUUCAUUUGUAAAACCAAUUUCAUCGACAAUCCAACAAUCAAAUCAACACGAUGAAAAAUUGUAGAGUUACGAAUUAAAAGUCGAGGGAUUAUACAAUAAAUAUUAUUCUACAUAUAAUGAUAAACACGACUUUUUUUCUCUAAUUAAGUCUCAAUCUUUUUUUAAUGGAUUGCUUAGUAAUUUUCGAUUAAUUUUAUCUUGUUCACAUAAUUGAUCAUGUAUAUAGAUGGCUGCAAUGACUAUAAUUUCCAACGUUAA